Molecule: messenger RNA, 1209 nt
Organism: Penicillium canescens
Lineage: Eukaryota; Fungi; Ascomycota; Eurotiomycetes; Eurotiales; Aspergillaceae
Product: FAD-dependent oxidoreductase
Exons: 3
Coding region: 1-1209 (402 amino acids)
Molecular function (GO): FAD binding
Source: RefSeq, a predicted model, not a curated record
AUGAACCCCGUACUUAUUGUGGGUGCCGGCAUUGUUGGCCUGACACUCGGGCAAGCGCUAAAGAAAAAGGGCAUUCCCUUUGAGAUCUACGAACGUGACUUAAAUCCCGAAGAGCGUGGUCAAGGAUGGGCAAUUACCCUACACUGGGCAUUGGAGUCCAUGUUCAAAAUGCUGGACAAAUCAACCCUAUCUCGCAUUCAAGAUGUCCAAGUGGACCCAGAUGUAGCCCGCAAUGACAGCGGAAACUUUCUCUUCAUCAACCUCCAGACUGGAGAACCAAAGUUCAAGAUUCCGCCUAAUGUUCGAUGGAGAGUGAAUCGGGAGAAGAUGCGUCGUGCGCUACUUGUUGGUAUUGAGGACCAUGUUCAUUGGGGUCGAAGGGUGACCGGUUUAAAUGUACCGAAGGACACAAAUCAAGUUCAACUCCUGUUUGAAGACGACACAUAUGUCACCGGAAGUCUCGUCGUUGGUGUUGAGGGCAGUCGUUCGAUGGUCAGGCAGUUCCUCCGGCCAGACGCCUUUGGCAACAAAACACUCGGGAUCAACUUCACGGGAGUUGCUGUGGAUCUUACCCCGGAAGAAAUCAAGCCCUUGUGUGACAUGGAUCCAUUACUAUUCCAAGGCUGCCACCCUACAACAGGCGCUUUUUUCUGGUUCUCCAUGCUGGAAACACCACAAGUGAAUGGAACAGCCGGGACCAAUGCGGAACGAUAUCGUGCGCAGAUUUGCAUGUCCUGGCCGGAGAAAGGACCAGAUGACAAAGUAGCAAGCACUGAUGAAGCUCGACUGAUCAACAUGAAGAACCGGGCACAAGGGUUCGUGUCAUUUCUUCAAAAGGCAGUUGAUCGGAUUCCUGCUGGAACACAUGUCACCGAGAUCAAGUUAGCAGAUUGGGAGUGUCUCCCUUGGGACAAUCGGGGUGGUCGAGUCACACUAGCCGGUGAUGCAGCGCAUGCAAUGACAAUGUAUCGUGGGGAAGCGGCCAACCACGGAAUCCUCGAUGCGUACCGUCUGAUGGAGGCGAUUGAACGAAUCUACAGCGGGGAUUUAACGACGUCAGCUGCAAUUGACGAAUAUGAAAAGGAAAUGAGAGACCGUACGAGUCGUGCAGUACUCCUCAGCCGCCAGGCCUGUAAAGAUGCUCAUGAUUGGAGCAGACUGGAUGAGACAUCCGCCAUACUGACCAAGAGGGCUGUGGUUGGGAGUUGA